Molecule: messenger RNA, 3137 nt
Organism: Pristis pectinata (smalltooth sawfish)
Lineage: Eukaryota; Metazoa; Chordata; Chondrichthyes; Rhinopristiformes; Pristidae
Product: lysosome membrane protein 2-like
Exons: 12
Coding region: 201-1658 (485 amino acids)
Biological process (GO): receptor-mediated endocytosis; protein targeting to lysosome
Cellular component (GO): lysosome; membrane; cytoplasm
Molecular function (GO): scavenger receptor activity
Source: RefSeq, a predicted model, not a curated record
GGCGAAGUGCGGAUGUGUUUUUGCCUGUUACGCGCAAGCGCAGGAAGGGCGCCAGUGGCAGUGUGAGCGCGUGCGCCGGGAUUUUCUCAGGGCUUUGGUUCGUCUGUAAAACUGGACUGGGGAAAGCGAGAGUGCAAGCAGCAGUCUGCACCGGUCUGUGGAAGUGAAGCUUGCAAGAACCACUCCUGCCUCUCGUUAUAAUGGGUAUCCGCCCUGGGGUUACGUACACCCUCGGUAUCCUGUGUAUUAUCUUGUUGAUAGUGAGCAUUGCACUCCUUGUCUCUCAAGUCUUCCUGAAAACCGUCGAGAAUUACGUUAAAAGGGAGGUACAACUAAAGAAUGGAUCAGCUGCCUUUGAGACUUGGGAGAAUCCUCCUCCACCAAUUUACAUGCAGUUUUACUUCUUCAAUGUCACAAACCCUAAGGAGGUGCUUCAAGGGAAGAAGCCUUUUCUUGAAGAGAGAGGUCCUUACACUUACAGGGAGUACAAACCUAAAGAAAAUGUGACGUUCACGGAUGAUGGGAGGUUUGUGUCUGCUGUAACCCCAAAGACUUAUGUGUUUGUUCCUGAGUUAUCAGUAGGAAAUCCUGAAGUUGACUUGAUUCGGACUGUGAAUAUUCCAGUUGUGACUAUCAUCAAUAUGGCCAAAUAUUCCAGUUUCCGAACUUUACUAACAGAGGCUCUGCUCACGUUUGAAUCAGAGGGUCUUUUUACAACGCGAACAGUACAUGAGUUACUUUGGGGCUACAUAGAUCCAGUACUUGCAGCUAUUCAUCUCAUCUUAAGUGAUGUUGAUGAAUACUUUGGACUCUACAAUAAGAUGAAUGGAACAGACGAUGGUGAUUAUCUUUUUCUCACAGGAAAAAUGAACUAUAAAAAUUUUACUCGAAUCGUAAAAUGGAGGGGUAACCAGUCAUUGGAUUGGUGGACAACAGACACGUGUAAUAUGAUCAAUGGUACUGAUGGUACUUCCUUCCACCCAUUAAUAACCAAAAAUGAAACACUUCAUUUCUUUUCUUCAGAUCUUUGUCGAUCUCUCUAUGGUACCUUUGAGCAGGAGCUUAGUGUUAAAGGGAUACCAGUCUUUCGGUUUGUGCUCCCAAAUGAAGUUUUUGCCAAUACUUCGGAGAACCCUGCAAAUUCUGGAUUCUGUGUUCCAGCUGACAACUGCCUCGGAACCGGUGUACUGAAUGUGAGUGUAUGCAGGCAAGGUGCUCCAAUUAUUCUUUCUUCUCCACACUUUUACCAGGCAGAUCAAAAAUAUAUUGAUGAUAUUGAAGGAAUGCAUCCAAGUAAAACUAACCAUGAAACUUAUCUGGACAUAAAUCCUCUCACAGGACUCCUCAUAAGGGCAGCAAAACGAGUUCAGGUCAAUGUGUACAUUGAACAAGUAACAGGAUUUCAUCAGACUGAGAAUGUUCAAUCACUGGUCUUUCCUGUGAUGUACCUGAAUGAGAGUGUUUUGAUUGAUGACUCCUCAGCUUCCAAGGUGCACUCCAUGCUCCUACUGACAGAAGUGAUAACUGCGAUCCCAUUUAUGAUGAUGAGUCUGGGUCUGCUGUUUGGAUUGAUCUUCAUCAUACUUGCAUGCACUAAUCGUAAUGAGGAUAAGGAGGGAUCAGAAGCAGAAAGAGCACCUCUGUUGAAAUCAUCAUGAAUAUCCAUGCCAACACUUUCAGCUGUGAUCAAAAACAGCAAAGCAACUGAUACAUGUUUGUGUUUCUUCUUGCAUCUUCUAGAGUUGCACAGGUUUUUAUGACUGACUUAGCACAAUCUGGUCCUUGAAAUUUGAUGUAACCAAUGUUAAUUAUUCAUGGUUUAAACUUGCAAAAUUGUGGGUGGAGGAUAUGUUAUGCUACUUCUAGUUACCGAAUUGAGUUUUAAAACUUCAAUAAUGUGGUCAUAAUGGUUUUAAGGGAGAUGAGGCAACCCAGUUUUGCAACAUUGACUACCAAGCCCAAAUUGACUACCAGCCUUUUGUAACUAAACCUUGUAACCUUCAUCACUUGUAGUAUCAACAUUGUGCAUGGAGGUAACUAACUUGCAUUCUGUAUAUAUUAGUGUGUGUAAUUUAGCAGUUUUUCCUCCAUUGUUGAUAAUUGGCCCUGGUCUUGGGUGAUUUUUUUAAUUCCAAGAGAGCUAGUUUGUGGGUGAGCUGUCAUUUUCUUUUUCUACCCACCACCUCUUGCCCUGCCCCCUUACAUCACCAUACUCGCACUUUAUUUAUUCUGCACUUGCACACAGGCAUUUUUAAGGGGGAAACGUGAUAUUAAAUGGUAAUUAAAUGGUUGCAGUUAAAAUGGCAUCACAAUUCUAGUUUGUGUGGAUGCAAAUCCAAAAAUUACCUUAGUGCUUUCAUAAGCAAAGUGGUUUAAUGUGGUUUUUAAAAAUCCCCUUCUAAUCAAUUCUGCUUAGAUCCCAGUGGAUGUUGAUGUAUACUUGGUUCCUUUAAAUGUAUUCCAGCCUCCUUGUGUUGCCAAAUCAUUUGAGACCUUUUAAACUUAAUGGAAUGGGUAAUAAGAAGGUUGCCUUUACUAUGUAGCCAUCCGUUUAAUGACUGGUGUUCUUGAACCCAGAGAUGGGACUGUAGAUUAGUUUGAAAUUUGCUUAAGGUAAGGCAGAAAAUGUUAUUGAAUGAUGUACUGGAAAUUUAUGUACAAACAAAAGAAUGUAGAGGUUCAAGGUUGCCUAUUUAAUCCUCAGUUUAUUAACCUUAAGCAAUCAACUGAUGGUCUAUUAAUGUAAUUUAUAAUCUAGUUAGUGCCCUUUCCUAAUUUUGUGAUCUUGAAUGGUUGUUAGAAUCUAUUCACUCAUUUGUGUCCAGCUUAAUGGUAAAGAUAUGGAACUAAGCAGCACCAAAAUUAGAAUAAUUUCCAAGAAAGCAGUCUCAAGUGUCAUUGAUUUGAGCCUUUGCUUCCUUCCACCUCUAUGCUAUGCAUUUGUACUCAUUACCAAAUAAUGGACUCCUGUAAAGUUUUUUUUUAAUAAGGGGAAAAAAAAUGUUUUUUAAAUAAACACAACACUCAUUCCUUGUCAUACAUUUUGGCAUUUUAUGUAACUGCUGAUCCAUGUUUGGCACCACAAUGUACAUGUUGUUCAGUGUUACUCACAAAAUAGUAAUAAAUCUGCUGUUCAA